Molecule: messenger RNA, 981 nt
Organism: Alternaria incomplexa
Lineage: Eukaryota; Fungi; Ascomycota; Dothideomycetes; Pleosporales; Pleosporaceae
Exons: 2
Coding region: 1-981 (326 amino acids)
Source: RefSeq, a predicted model, not a curated record
AUGGCUACCUUCUCCGAUCCAUCGACGUACCUGAAUUUUCUCAUCUCUCCGCGAAUCCCUCCAGAGCUGGUCCUUAAGACUAUCCAGCACCUGCCUUUCAACGAUGGCUCGCUCAUUACCACUAUCCGGAGCGCACAUCCUAGACUUCGUGCCAUCUUCAGGAAUUACGAAAGAUCCAUCACUGGCAGCUUCAUGAAGAAAGAGCUCCGGCACGCAGAAACAGACUUCAAGUGUGGAGAUGAUCGGCUCAACGUCGACUGGCUGGCCGAUUGCGUUCACAACUACGAUAUUGUCGAUGACGUUAUGGACGCCCUCUGCUCCGAGCACAAUUUCAACGCAGUCUUACAACACAACGUCCCCCUCGCAAAUGCCGGACUACUGCUAUUAUACCGCCUGACAUCAAUCGAAGACCACGCAGACCGCCUAACCUACAUCAAAUCCCUCCCCCGCGACCCCCUGGUUGCAAUCUACCUCGUCCUCCACCACGCCACCCUCUCCGCCCGCUACCACGGCUCAGGCUGGAUAAAUCAACGCACCUACGGCCGCUUCAUGGACGCAAACCAAGUCGAACUACGCAGCGAACUAGAAUUCUGCUUCGCAGAAGCGGCGCUGUGUCUCGGUCCGGAGUUCAUCUCAGACACACUCCUGCACCACGAUACCUCAGAUGCAGAGACUACGUUACUGAAUUUCUACCAUGAUCAUGGCACGCAUGAUUGGGACUGGCCUUGUUGGGGGACGGCGAAGGGCGAGUUUGAACCGCCCAGGACGCAGGGGCCGCAGAGGGAGGAGGGGAGUGGCAGGAGCUUGUUUACGACGAUGUUGGAGAGGUUAGCGGAGUGCAUGGCGUGUGAGUUGGGGGAUGUUAGGCCGAGGGUUGAGCGGCAGCUUGAGAGUGCGGAGCAUGAGUUGGCGUAUUUGAGUUUAGCGGGGAAGGCAAGGUUACUAGAGGGACGGGAUGUGGAGGACGUCGAUGGUCGGUAG